Molecule: messenger RNA, 1329 nt
Organism: Spizellomyces punctatus DAOM BR117
Lineage: Eukaryota; Fungi; Chytridiomycota; Chytridiomycetes; Spizellomycetales; Spizellomycetaceae
Exons: 5
Coding region: 648-1208 (186 amino acids)
Source: RefSeq, a predicted model, not a curated record
UUCAGAUGGGUGAGAGAUAUCAUGCCAGUUCUAGAGAAAAUCAAGCUACUUUGCGCCCUUUACGACUGCACCCAAUUUAUGGGAAUAGCGACCUUCAAAGUAGACGGGCAGGAGGAGUGGCCAACUAUCCGCAUGAAGGAGAAACUGAUCGUGAGCGUGGGGACACUGCCAUAGCACUUUACCCUAGAAGAAACUCCUUUAGAUCUUAUUCAUUACCUCCCGCAUUUUCGGGGGAGUCUACAAUAAAUAGAGGAAGAGAGGAAACCACUGACGGAAUACUGUCCCGGUUUCGGAACGAUCUGCUAGAAGAAGUGCUGAUGGAGUUGCUACAGGACGUUGCAGUGGUACCACUUGACGUUACGAUCUAUUUCCCUCGCCUUAUUAUUUUCAAAUCUCUUACUCAACUUGUUAUUUAGUACAGCAUUGGAGAGACUUACCGCUACGUACCCGGCAGACCCAACAAAAAGCUGUCAUCUAACAGCGCCGUAGAUUAUAGAAGGGCUCUGCUUCAACCUGACAUCAUCUGCACCUACGGCUGCACCCACCGGGCCAGUUCCUGCUGUCCUCCUUGCAGUUUCCGGGGUCCCUGCCAACAUCUCAUACCAGAAAGCCAUCCACCGCGCCGCGAUCACACAGAUCUAAUCCAAAUGACAAUGAUACGGGAUUCUGUGAUGGAUGAAACAAUUUCAGAAAUGAUUGGGGAUGUUGUGAUGCACACAUUUGGAAAGGCCCACCCUCAGACGCGCGAUAACAAAGUGUGCGACAACAUGUUUUCGAGUCUCAUCAACUUGAUCGUGAAAGAUACCGUUCAGGAAGUCAUUAAAGAAGAAGCCCUUGACUACGUUCGUCAAUCCAAGGCGGAGGGGAUUUUUCAGUUGAUCCUAGAAGAUGAUCUCAUCAAACCAAUUAUCUACGAGGAGUGGAGUGAGAUUGUUCGAAACGUAUUAUUUGGUGAUAUCAUGAUGGAAACCCUCCAUGAUGAAAUUAAGGAUGCAGUUUUAGAGGCAAAGGAUGAGAUACUUGGAGCAAGAAGUGUCCGCCCACAACGAAAGGCCAAAUCUGUGAUGCUGGAUAACGUCAUGGAUCAUCUGUUCCAUCGGAUGCUUGUCGCUAGCCUGAUACAACGAAUCGCGCGUGAUAACCCCGAUGCACCAAAUGAGGCGACAAAUGUGGAUGCGGAAACUCUAGAACAUUCACAGAGAGAAUGAACGGACAACACGCAUGUCCUCGAAGAUGGGCAAACCCAUGUCUGAUGUUAAUUAAAGCAACUCUGAAUACUGUAUAUAUAUCUUUACAGACUAACGCAAUAUAAUGUAUUUAUUCGCCUCA